Molecule: messenger RNA, 636 nt
Organism: Mucor velutinosus
Lineage: Eukaryota; Fungi; Mucoromycota; Mucoromycetes; Mucorales; Mucoraceae
Exons: 7
Coding region: 1-636 (211 amino acids)
Biological process (GO): endoplasmic reticulum to Golgi vesicle-mediated transport; intracellular protein transport
Cellular component (GO): endoplasmic reticulum; endoplasmic reticulum membrane
Source: RefSeq, a predicted model, not a curated record
AUGACAAUUUACUAUACCACAGUCUUCUUCAUCUUGGUGCUCGAGAUGCUCUCGUUUGGCAUCCUUGUGUUCCCUUUCCCUUCUCGCUGGCGCAGAGCAAUGCUUAAAUUUGUAUCAGGAUCUCCAAUGGUCGCCAAGGCUGUAAGAAUCCUCAAGAUUGUCUUUGGCUUUAUUUUUGUGUUAUUUAUUGAUGCUGUGAACCGUUUGCAACGUAUUGACCAAGACGAGCAACCUGACGAUGCUAGUCGUCCCUACCAUGAUUACAGUUACGAAGCAAGUCAAAAGGCUCGCAAAUUCUAUGCCCAAAGAAACCUCUAUUUGACUGGCUUCACUCUCUUUUUGUCAUUGAUUCUCGAGCGCACAAGCACCUUGGUCAUUGCCAUGCUGAAGCAUGAAGAGGAAUUGGAACAUGCAAAGUCUGAACAUGAAUCUUCCAAGCAAGAUGAAAAGAAGUUGCUGGAAAUGGAGCGAUCCUACGAAGACAAGAUCAAAUCACUUCAAAGUGAGGUUGUAGCAUUGCAGAGCAAGAAGAACGAAUACGAGAAUUUGAAGCAGAAGAUUGAUCAGGAGGCUGCGGAUUACCACACACUUGCUGAUGAGCGUACCAAAUUAGACCCUGCCUCUUCAAGUAUGUGA